This is a messenger RNA of Patiria miniata (bat star), 2019 nucleotides long. Its product is annotated as macrophage mannose receptor 1-like. The record is from RefSeq and is a predicted model, not a curated record. NCBI's taxonomy places the organism in Eukaryota, Metazoa, Echinodermata, Asteroidea, Valvatida, Asterinidae. The transcript has 13 exons. Gene Ontology annotation, molecular function: signaling receptor activity. The coding region runs from base 1 to 2019 and encodes 672 amino acids.
AUGUCCACUACCUCUGCAGGUGCAGGGGCCUGGCUUGACCAAAUGUGCCAGUCCAGUGCCCUCUUCUCUGUUUGCAAACUGCCCAAACAGCCCACUUACCAGUCAAGGUUUUGUGGCUGGAAUGUUGAAGAGUUAAAAGUUAGAGAUCAGUGCUACUUUCCAAGUACUCUUUUGGGACCUACACAGUCUGACAAAACCUGGACUGAAGCAGAGAAUAAAUGUCGUGAAUAUGGUGGCCACCUGACAACUGCCAAGGAUCUGGAUGAGCAAAACUUGGUGCGGACAUUGCCAAACGUUCUGAGAUCAUGUCAAGAAACUUGGGCCGUGUCCAAAUCAGGUGAGUUGUGGCAAAAACAAUGUACCAAUGAGACCAGGCGUGAAAUUUUGAUUUCUAACAUUGCUCUUUUAUUUUUCCAUUCACAAAGCUGGAGUGAUGGCACUUGGUUUGACAUCUAUACCGACUACUCGGAAUUCCCUGGUGGUCAACUUCCAGAAAACGUGGUUGAUGAGGAAGAUUGUACAGAACUGCGUAUAUGGCAGAACGGAGAGUGGGGAAGAAGUGCUUGUGGGAAUUCACUCAAGUUUGUCUGCAAACGCAACGAGAUCUCAACUAUACCACUUCAGCCUUUACCUGGCUAUCCAACCACUGGCGAGUGCCCCCAGGAUUACUUCAGACUGGACAACAUGUGCUUCAGCUUGAGAGGCAGAGAUGAAAGUCAACGUAAGGGCUGGAUUCAUGCCAGAGAUGAUUGUAAGACGGCUUCAGUUGCAGGGACAACCCUUGCCACAGUGAGCAACCCUGGACAACAAGCUCUGUUGACGGCCAUAAUCAAGGGAGUAGGUGCGGAAGCAUGGAUUGGCUUGAAUGGUAUAGGCGUCCACGAUCAAUAUCACUGGACUGAUGCAACACGAUUGGACUAUACGAGCUGGGCACCAGGCCAACCUGACAAUGCUUUGCCAAUUACUGAUCCGAACUCUGCUAGUUGUGUGGCGAUGAUGAAUGAUCCAAAUGACCCGGGUUUGUGGAAUGAUGCCACGUGUACUAUCCGAAGAGCCUACCUCUGUCAGUCACCAUUAGUGAUGAGUGGUGGCGACCCUCCUCCCCUACCAGGAAACCCAUGUACAGACACCAAGUACACCAACUACUUUGACACAUGUUUCCUCAUGGAGAGCACUUACAAGCGCUCAUUUGAUAGCGCCAGCUUUGAUUGCCAUGGUAGGGAUGGUAGCUUGCUGUCAGUGAAUGACCGAUACGCGGGGGCGCUAUUCACGUACCUCCUGUACCAAGCUGGUACUGAUGCUUCAGAUGAUGAAGCCUGGUUGGGAAUGAGGCGUAAUCCUGCAACUGGAGUGUUUGAAUGGAUUGACAAAUGGCCGCUGACCUUCACCAAAUGGGGUCCCAAUGAACCAAACAACAACAAUGGAGAUUGUGUGGCACUAACUCGUGAUGGCUUCUGGGCUGUCCGUCAGUGCUACGUUUACAACUACUACUUCUGCAAAUACCCCUCUACUCCGCCAUAUGUUCCAGGGCAGAGGGGAGGGAUCUGUCCUCCUGAUUACGUAGAAUUUCCAGGAUUGGAUGACUGCUACCUGUUCAAUACAUCGGCCACAAUGAUAAAGCAAGAAGCUGGAGAUCUAACAUGUGCCAUUAAUCACGACGGAGGCAAAUUGCCCAGCAUUCACAGCAAAGAUGAGGAAGAUUUCAUUAAGGCCAAAACCAAAGAAGUCUUUGGUGAAAACGCCCAGAUUUGGCUUGGGGUAACUCGCAAUGCAGAUGAUUUCAAUACCUGGUUUGAUCAGAGUCUGAUGGACUACGUGAACUGGGAUGUCAAUGAACCUACUGAUGAUAACAAUGCAAACAACAAUGGCGUCCUGUUGGAUGUGAAUGGCGGAUGGAGUGACGUCGCCUCUACUGAGAGACACAACUACAUCUGCAAAUCUCCCAAAUGUAGGAACCACUUUGCCCUCGGCCAUUUCAAUCUGAAAGCACACACCUGUGAAUAUGUGGUCAAGUCGUAA